Messenger RNA from Etheostoma spectabile (orangethroat darter), 6042 nucleotides. RefSeq names its product signal peptide, CUB domain, EGF-like 3 (gene scube3). The transcript has 22 exons. Gene Ontology annotation, cellular component: cell surface. The record is from RefSeq and is a predicted model, not a curated record. Gene Ontology annotation, biological process: signal transduction. Gene Ontology annotation, molecular function: calcium ion binding. The coding region runs from base 506 to 3502 and encodes 998 amino acids. NCBI's taxonomy places the organism in Eukaryota, Metazoa, Chordata, Actinopteri, Perciformes, Percidae.
AGAGGAGUCCGGAGCGCAGCGCAGCGCGGACGCGUCUUCAUCUCUCCUCCCCCUUCAGACCCCGCCGCUCCGCUCCAUCUCUCCGUCUCUCUUUUCCCCUCUUUCUCUCUCUCUCUCUCCCUCUCUCUCUCGCGCUUCCUCUCCCCCUUUCUUAAAUUGACAUUGGUCUGGCUCGAAUCAUGAUAACAGAAAAGCCUUCCUCCGCUCCGCGUUGUCGGACUGUCCUCAACCCCGAUCACUUGAAACUCAAAUAAGCCGGCGUGAAGAGGAAAAAGGGGAUCGCACAGUAUCCUAUCAGCAGCUGCUCGGAAGGAAUACAAGAUACCUUUAUACCACACACACACACACACACACCACACACGCACACACGAACACACACGCGCACACACACACACACACACACGCAUACACGCACGCACACACGCACACACUCACACACUCGGAUGUGCUCCUGCGCAUCGUAGAUCUUAGAAAGUACUCGUGUUGAACUGUAGUGAAAGUUAACAUGUAUAUGCACGCUUUGAUACGCGCAAGCCUUGGAUUUGUAGGUUUCUGCUUGGUCGCCUUUGUCCAACAGUCAGCUUCAGGAAGUAAGACCACUCAAGAUGUGGACGAGUGUGCAGAGGCGCUUGACAACUGCAGCAUCGAUGCCAUCUGCCAGAACACCCUGAAGUCAUACAAAUGUAUCUGCAAGUCAGGCUAUAAAGGGGAUGGCAAACAUUGUGAAGAUGUUGACGAGUGUGCAACUGAAUACAACGGUGGCUGCGUCCAUGAGUGCAUCAACAUCCCAGGAAAUUACAGGUGCACAUGCUAUGAUGGCUUCCGCUUGGCACAUGAUGGGCACAAUUGUCUAGAUGUGGAUGAGUGCUCAGAAGGCAACGGCGGAUGCCAGCAGAUUUGUGUCAACAUGAUGGGCAGCUAUGAGUGCCGCUGCAGAGAAGGAUUCCUCCUGAGUGACAACCAGCAUACCUGUAUCCAAAGGCCUAAAGGUGGAAAGGGUCAAAAGGAAAGGGCCCAACCCCCUUUUUUGGACAAGAAUCCCCCGGUUGAAAAUUUGAGGGAAAACAGAAAGGGGGGGCAUUUUCCUGCGGGGGGCGACCCGGAUUCCGCUCCGGGGAAACAAGGACUGCAAAUGACGUGUAACUACGGUAAUGGGGGUUGCCAGCACAUCUGCGAGGAGACGGACCACGGCCCCAAGUGUUCGUGCCACAUGAAGUUCGUCCUGCACAGCGAUGGAAAGACUUGUGUAGAGACCUGUGCAGUGAACAAUGGCGGCUGUGAUAGCACAUGUCAUGAUUCAGUGACAGGAGUCCGCUGCAGCUGUCCUGUUGGCUUCACUCUGCAGCCAGACCGCAAGACCUGCAAAGACAUUGAUGAGUGCCGUCUCAACAAUGGGGGGUGUGACCAUGUGUGUCGAAACACAGUGGGAAGCUUUGAGUGCAGCUGCAAGAAAGGCUACAAGCUGCUGACCAAUGAGAGAACUUGUCAAGAUAUUGAUGAGUGCUCUUUUGACCGCGCCUGUGACCACUUCUGUAUCAACUCUGCCGGGAGUUUCCAGUGCGUCUGUCGUAAAGGCUACAUCCUCUACGGCCUGGCACACUGUGGAGAUAUUGAUGAAUGCAGUAUAAACCGCGGAGGAUGUAAAUACGGCUGCAUCAACAGUCUGGGGAGCUAUGAGUGUACCUGUCCACCCGGGUACAAGCUGCACUGGAACAGGAAAGACUGUAUUGAGUUGGUGAAAUGUCCUCUUGGACUGAUGGCACCAAAGGCUACUCUGGCCUGUAGCAAGACGGGCAAGAAAGAGAGCUGCUCUCUUACCUGUGCCUCUAAGGCUCACUAUCUGGCAGAGUCUGACAACAGCUACUCAGUCAGUUGUGGUAUCCCCAUCCUCAGAGGGAAGUCCUCUGCAAGGCUCAACUCCAGCAACAGUCAGAGCUGCAUAGAGACUUUGGCCCCUCCAGUGAAGCAGACGGCUUCUUUCAAGAUUAAAAACGCCAAAUGUCACCUGCACCCGAGGCUGACCGGCAGGACCGAGGACAGAGGACGGACACUUGGACCAGGAGGGGGGCAGCCCUGCAGCAACUGCCUGGUGACAUUUGUCAACCUCAAAUGCGACUCCUCUAAGAAAAAUAAAGGCCGACGUGCUCGCAACCCCUCUAACAAGGAGGUGACACGCAUUACUUUGGAGCUGGAAGCUGAGGUCAAACCUGGAGACACUACGGGGAGUUGUAAUCUUAGCUGCCUGAGGCAGCGCAUGGAGAAGCAGGUUAAGACGUAUAUCAAGGCUCUUAAGAAGUCCAUCAACCAGGAACGCUUCCUGAUCCGAGUUGCUGGUUUGGAAUACGAGGUGGCCCAGAAACUUCCCCAGGCUGCUCCCAGUCAGGAGAACUGUGGGCCGGGCUGGGAGAGGGACAGUGGCCGAUGUGUCAGAUGCUUGUCGGGGUCUUAUUACCAUGGUGAGCAGGAGCGCUGUGUCCAGUGUCCGCCCGGGACUUUUCAGGAGAAGGAGGGGCAGCUUGCCUGUGACCUCUGCCCCGGCAGCGACGGCCACGGGCCUGUCGGGGCACGAAACAUCUCCUCAUGUUCAGGCCAGUGUCCGACGGGGUCCUUCUCCAGCGAUGGAUUCAAACCGUGUCAGGCGUGCCCUCACGGCUCCUACCAACCAGAUUUGGGACGGACCCUGUGCUUCCCAUGUGGGGGAGGACUGGGCACCAAACGGGAAGGUUCCAGCUCCUUCCAUGAUUGUGAAGUCAAAGUCCAGUGUUCUCCAGGUCAUUACUACAACACCACAGUGCACCGGUGUAUCCGCUGCCCAGUGGGGACGUAUCAGACAGAGUUCAGACAGAACUACUGUAUUUCCUGCCCUGGGAACACCACCACUGAUUUUGAUGGUGCCACAAGUGUUUCGCAGUGCAAGAACAGGCAAUGUGGUGGCGAGAUGGGCGAAUUCAUGGGUUACAUUGAGUCGCCCAACUAUCCCGGUAAUUACCCUGCUAAUGUGGAGUGUAUUUGGAACAUCAACCCGCCCAGCAAGCGCAAGAUCUUAAUUGUGGUGCCGGAGAUAUUCCUGCCCUCGGAGGAUGAGUGUGGAGAUGUGCUGGUUAUGAGGAAGAACUGGUCGGCCACAUCCAUCACCACCUACGAGACAUGUCAGACGUACGAGCGGCCCAUUGCCUUCACAGCUCGCUCCAGACGUCUCUGGAUUAACUUUAAGUCCAACGAGGCCAACAGCGCCAGAGGCUUUCAGAUCCCCUAUGUUACUUAUGAUGAGGACUAUGAACAGCUCGUAGAGGACAUAGUGCGAGAUGGAAGACUCUAUGCCUCAGAAAACCAUCAAGAAAUCCUCAAGGAUAAAAAACUGAUUAAGACUCUUUUUGAUGUGCUGGCUCACCCAAACAACUACUUUAAGUACACCACUCGGGAGUCCAACGAGAUGCUUCCUCGCUCCUUCAUACGCCUCAUAAGCAGCAAAGUGUCGGCUUUUCUGCGACCAUACAAGUAAUGCUCACACAGCCGCCGAAGUUCCGGAUCGUGAUCCCCGGCAGCCCUCUUCACCUUACAGGUCACAUCCCGCAGCUCUCAAAGGACUUAAAACAUACAUACCAGUGUGUUUAAUCUCUUAUUUUCCAUAGGCUUUGACAAUAAACACUAUGCAGACCUGAGAAAUACUGGACGUUUGUGUUUUAGGUUUGUUUGUUUUUUUCUCAGUUUCCAUUUAGCACAGACCUGUAAUCCCGAACGCUCAAGCAUUUAGGGAUGUAGAAUAUGUGAGUGGGUUUGGUUUCUGUUGUGUAAUGAAACCACGAAAACAAUAGAAACGCCAAUUUGAGACAGUAGGAGUGACGUGUUGUGCGCGCGGUUAGUGCUUGUUAUUGUUUUUGCUUAAAUGAUAAGUCUGUUUUCAACUCCUACCAUUAAGUAUGACUGUAAGUGUUGCGUAACCCUAGUUCCAUCCUCAGUGUCUGUGUGCUGUCGUCAAGGAGGAGCGGUUAAAAUUCAUGUCACAGCUGCAUUCCAGGUCAUUCAAAGCCUUACUUUAUUUGAGCUCUUAGAGCAGUUUCCAAUGGUUUUUCUGUUCCGCCUGUCUAGACUGUAGCAGUGUUUUUCAACCUUCAGAUAAUUUCUUCUUAAGUCAACUUAAAGCAAAUACAAACAGUGGGUUACCAUUCCAGGAACAUAGUGGACAUUUGGGAGAUGAAUAACUCAUAAUUUGUGAGAGCCACAGAAAUGAGAUAAUGUGAUGUCUAGUGGAACAUAUCUCAGAGAGAGAGGAAUGUCUUUGAGGGACAUUAUGUUUGCUGCUUCUUUUAAAAAGGUCACUUUAAUUCUUCAAUCUUCAUGUUGUCUUCUGAUGUGCUCUACACACUAAUAGUCUCUAGGUUAAAAACAAUGACGCUCCACAUCUUCAAUACUUACUGUUACUGUAUGUGGACUACCAGUUGUGUUUUUAUUUCAAUCUUGUAAAUAAUUAAAUUAGACGAGAGUUGAAUUUCUUUUUUAAUCCUAAAUUUCUCAAGCAGGAUCCCUAAAUAAAACAAAAAAAACACUUUCCACCCCACCCGUCUCAAAUCCAAAGACACCCAAUGCCCCCUUUAAACACCCCUCUCACAUUUUGUUCUGUCCCAAUAAUGACAGCUCUUCCAAAGACCGCCACAAAAAGGCUGGGUCACUUGGUUUUGUGCACUAAAUUAAGAGUCCGCCAUCCUAUCCUUUUUAGUACAAAGUGCAAUGAAUGGAAACACAUCUUCAUUUUUUUUUAUUUUUUUUUUACACCUUAUUGUGACCCACAACAAAGCUUAUAAAAUGUGUUUUAGCCUGCAUUCUCAUUGUAUAAAAUAUUUAUCAGUCACUAUGGGCAGAAGAUGCUUAGGUUUCAACGUAUAACUGCUCUUAUUUAGAGACAGAAAAAUGUGAAGUCUGUCAAGAAAUGUAAUUUAAAAAAAAUUAAAAAAAAAAAAAAAAUGUAUUAGGUGUGUAAAAAAAAAAAAAUUCUUUGAUUUCAAAACGGUUACCAAAACAGGGUAAAAUGAUUUAACUCCAGUUCUAAAACUUCGCAUCUUGUUAGCAUCUGCCAAGUUAAAGGAAUUGUUUGACAUUUGGGAAAUAUUUCGCUUUCUUACUUUUAUUGAGAUUGAUCCCAUUCUUCUGAACAGUUAGUUUAGCACAAAGACGGGAAGCAGCUAGCCUAGCUCUAUCCAAAAGGUAACAAAAUCCACGUACCAGCACCUCUAAAGUGUUACAUCUUGUUCAUUUAAUCAUUGCACAUGCAAAAAUGUCACCCGGAGUCUCUGCUUGAUGCCAAGCAACACAAAGACUCCAGGAAGGACUCAUAAGAAAGUGAAUACAUUUCUUAAAAUUAAGGGACUAUUCCUUUAAAGUCACCACCACUGCAGUCAAAUUGGAACAGAUGACUGCACUGUCACAAAUAUAAUCCCAACCCCUUAACCUGUACAUUCAACCCUUUAUAAAUAAAUUAAGUGUCAACGCUUGCUCUGAUAUAACAUUUUAGUUGGAGUACAUUUUGUGCCCGCUCGUGUAAAUAAAGUGAGAUGGCACACGUCAUAUCAUGCACCAAAUGGUAUUUUAAAAUACUUAAACUUUAGGAGAACAAGGGAAGUUGACCACACAUUGUCAAACUUGAGGGCAAUGCUGUGCUAUGCCAAGAAGAAUUUAUAUCCGACCCUCUAAUACAGUCUCAGAUUAUAGCCAUGUAAUAAAUGCCAACAGGCGGCAGCAUCCAAGUGUGUUCACUUGGCCCUCAUGCCCCAAAAUUCCCCCUCCCACCCAUCUUUCCUGCAACCUGAUAAGUUGUUUUUUUGAAUUGUUGCCUUUUAACGAGAGUUUGCUAUGAUGUAUCAUAGAGUUGAUAAUGAUAUUUGCACUUGAAUUGUUAUUGCUCAUGUAAAGAAAUGUCUGGAUUUUGUAUUGUCUUUUUAAAUGAAUGGAAUUGGUGUUCUUAUUUUCUUGUAGCUUGUUUGUUCAUGAAAUGCUCACUCACCGUUUAGUCUAUAGAGAUGAUACACAUAACAUUAUCAACUGUUU